AUCAUUGGACGGACCGUAGAUAAUAUGACAGUAAGCCUGAGUUAUUUUUCAUUUACAUUCAUUUAUAUAUAUAAAUUUAUGUUUGUCUCUUAAACGUAUUCCUCCUUCGCCCAACUCAUAUAUAAAUUAUUUUAAUACAACAAAACCGCAUAGCGUCCUUACUGCGCAUGUACUGUAAGCAGCUGUAUCUGUACAACUGUAAAAAAAAUAAAACGGAUACUUCUGCCAUAAGGUAUAAAAUUUACGCUAAAAAAGUCAUAACAUCCGAUAAUAAAACAAUAUAAUAAAAUAUGGAAGACCUACAUACUAGGUUGACAAAUUUAUUGCUGGGUCUACAAUUCACGGAAAUUUCAUUCAACGAAUGGACACAGAAUUACUUACAAAAUGGCAACAAAAUUUGGACAUUUUUUAGUGAAUAUCUGUCAGCUGCACAAUUGUUGGACAUAGUUGUACCACUUUUUGGUGCAUUUCAACAUCAACUGCUGGUACGUCUGGUAUGUUCACUGAGUAUUGUAAAUGCAGUUAACUCAUUGGUAAAAUGGAGUGUUCCGGCAACUCGUCCAUAUUGGUGGAUACGUGAACAUGAAAGUAUGGUACCAAACAAAACACAACUAAAAGUAUACCCUUUGACAUGUGAGACUAGUAGUGGAUUUCCUUCCAGUCAUUGCAUGUCCUUUGCCACAUUUACUUAUAUUAUUGUUAUAUUUGCUGUUGUUCGUUUAAGAAAACAUUGCAACUUAAACAAGGAGUUGGCAGAUUUUAUUUCACAAAUUCUCUUUACCCUAUCGGCAUCUGGAAUGACAAUUAGUCGUCUCUAUUUUAGUACACAAUUUUUGCAUCAAUGCAUUGCCGGCUCAAUAUUUUCAAUAAUGCUUCUAGAACUCUUCGCUUACUAUGCUCCACUUCUGACGACAGUUAGUCGCAGUUAUGCGACAAGCGUAGUAGUGCUUUUUGCAAUGUCACCAUUCUUAAUAUAUUACGGCAUGUUACGUAUGAAUAUGGAUCCACAUUGGUCUGUGCGCAUGGCUUUUAACUGGUGUCCAGAUCCGAGCUAUUUACGACAUGAAGCAAGCCCAAUUUUUGUACUUGGACGAGAUUUUGGUUUUUUAUUUGGCGUCGCAUUAUCAGCUCCUAUCAAUAAAAGAUACAACGAUGAAGGAAAAUUAUGGAAGCGCAUACCAGUUAUGUUAAUAGUAGAAUUAUUAAACUACUACAUCCGCUUAAACACACCAAAGGACAAUGGACGUUUUAUAUUUGUGGCAUAUGAAUUCCUACGAAAUAUGUUUCAUUCUUUUACGCUGUUAAGCAUUUUGCCAGUAUUAACUAAAUAAGUUAAUAAUAUAAUAGAAUUUUUUAUCAAAAACGAAAGUAUUUGUUCUUCAACAAUAUAAAUAGAUAUACAAGGAACCAUAUAUUUUAUAAAUCUUUGUGUUGUGGUGAUUUUUUUUACUAAUUGAUGGUACCCGAAAUGAGAUAUAUGAUUCUAUAAAAUCAUGUUAUUGUUAUAUUAAUGUUUAUUAGCCAACUAGGCUAAAGCUUACAAAGCAU
Molecule: messenger RNA, 1548 nt
Organism: Teleopsis dalmanni
Lineage: Eukaryota; Metazoa; Arthropoda; Insecta; Diptera; Diopsidae
Gene: G6P
Product: glucose-6-phosphatase 2
Exons: 5
Coding region: 291-1331 (346 amino acids)
Biological process (GO): glucose 6-phosphate metabolic process; gluconeogenesis
Cellular component (GO): membrane
Molecular function (GO): glucose-6-phosphatase activity
Source: RefSeq, a predicted model, not a curated record